Molecule: messenger RNA, 3395 nt
Organism: Eriocheir sinensis (Chinese mitten crab)
Lineage: Eukaryota; Metazoa; Arthropoda; Malacostraca; Decapoda; Varunidae
Product: protein ERGIC-53-like
Exons: 13
Coding region: 38-1993 (651 amino acids)
Biological process (GO): Golgi organization; endoplasmic reticulum to Golgi vesicle-mediated transport; endoplasmic reticulum organization
Cellular component (GO): Golgi membrane; endoplasmic reticulum membrane; endoplasmic reticulum-Golgi intermediate compartment
Molecular function (GO): D-mannose binding
Source: RefSeq, a predicted model, not a curated record
CGGUGGCUCCUCAGUGGCCGCCUCGCACCAGCUGGAGAUGGAGCUGUGGUGGGGCCUCACGCUCCUUUUAUCCCUCAUAGCCGCGGGCCGCUGCCAAAAGCCCCACAAACGAUUCGAAUACAAGUACAGCUUCAAGGGACCCUACCUGGCACAGAAGGACAACCAGGUUCCCUUCUGGCACUACAGCGGGAAUGCCAUAGCCAGUGAGGAGAGUGUUCGCAUCACGCCAUCUCUUCGGAGCCAGAAGGGGCAGAUAUGGACCAAAAACCCAACCAGUUUCGAGUGGUGGGAGGUGGAUUUUGUCUUCCGCGUGACAGGCAGAGGUAGAAUUGGAGCAGAUGGUUUGGCCCUGUGGUUCACUGACAAGCCUGGGGUUGAGGGUCCUGUGUUUGGUAGCUCAGACAAGUGGAAUGGCCUCGGAGUCUUCUUUGACUCCUUUGAUAAUGACAACAAGAGGAACAAUCCUUAUGUGAUGGCCAUGGUGAAUGAUGGCACAAAGGUUUAUGACCAUGAACAUGAUGGCCUCAGCCAGCAGCUUGGGGGUUGUCUUCGAGAUUUCAGGAACAAGCCUUUCCCAGUCAGGGCAAAGCUGGAGUAUUACCACAACAUUCUGACACUCAAGACCCAGCUCAUAGAGCAUGAUUAUAUUAAAAUGAAAGAAGAGCAUGAUGAAGACCCACAAGGAACAGAGCCCAGUGCAAUUCACGACUCCUUAAGUGACCAUGAUCCAGGCACUGCUCAGCCAUAUAGUUAUGGAGAAACACCUGCAUCCUUAGCAGAGACUGGAAAUCCCUUAGAUAUUGAGGCACCAAGUGAUGAUGGUUUCACCAGAGAAGCCCUAGAUACAGGGUACAUGUUGGUGGAGACCAUUCAUGAUGUUGCUGAAGAGGAGCUAUCUGCUGGCUGGGGCUGGUUAGGGGCCAGCAGUAACACUGAGGAAUUUGGUGCAGCCACCACUGCCUCCACCUUGACCCACACCACUUCCAAACCUGAGAAGAGGCGAAGAAAGAAGCAGAGGAAGAGGAGGGGAAAGAAGAAGAAAAGGGUGUUCAAGACUUCUCCUGGGCUGAUGAUCCACAGCGGCAUGACUAACAACGAUAAGGACUAUGAGAUCUGUAUGCGAGCAGAAAAUGUACAUCUACCUCCCUCUGGUCACUUUGGAGUGUCCGCAGCCACUGGAGGACUGGCUGAUGACCAUGACGUGCUCAAGUUCCUGGUGUCCUCAUUACGUUCCCAAGAAGAAAUGGCUCUCUUGCAAGUCAACCAGGAAGAGGAGGAGAAGUUCCAGCAGGAGUUCCAGGAAUAUCAGGAGAAAACCAAAAAGGCACGAGACGAGUACAUUGCACUAAAUCCUGAUGCAGAGAAGAAAGAAGAGGAAUAUGAAUCAUGGGAACAACGGGAACUACGACAAAUCUUUGUGGGACAGAGCCAGAUUCAUGAGGUCAUAAGACAGCUUCAUAUGAAGAUGGAUGAAAUCAUUGGUCGACAAGAACGGACCCUUGGCCUGGUGUCAGCUGUCCACUCAGGGAUGGGGGGACAGGUAGCACCAGUAGGGCAGGUGCCACCCGCACAACCUGUGGGUGGACUGCCAGGAGACACCAUCCGCCGACAUGAAGUUGAUUCCAUUCUGAACAACCAACGUGACAUCGUCCAGACUGCUCGAGACAUCAAGACCUUCGUCACAGAGAUCCAUCAGAAGAGCAACCAACUACUGGGUAACAGCCAGAAGCCACAGGGGUCUGUACAACCAGUGGGCUAUGACUUGCAUGUCACCCUUAAUGAGAUGAAGGAAGGUCUCAACAUCGUUAAGAGAGACUUGGGAACAGCCAACCAGAGACUGUCUGGAGGGCUAGGCGGGGGCGCGGGAUGUCCAUCUGUCAGCUGUGUGUCAACAACCAUAUUUAUCACCUUCAUGGUUCUACAGAUUGUGUUACUUAUUGGCUACAUCAUGUACAGAGAUAGUAAGGAGGCCCAGGCUAAGAAGUUCUACUGAGCUCUGGUGGCUUGUGAAGCUCUGAGAGUUUGAUAUCUCAGGAGCACAAAAGAUUUCUUCCAAAAUAUUUUUAGAUGGCUAAUCAUUUUGUAGAGUAUUUUAAAGUUUUAUGGUGGAAAUGAUUUUUAGGCAUUUAUUUUUUUAUUGCCAGGGGAGUUGGUAUAUUGUGUUACUGUAACUAAAAAGUAUUGUGAGAUCUGAAUCUAUGAGAUUGUUGUCAGUGUGAUCCAGCUCCUCAAAUAACAUAGCUCAUUAAUAAUGAUCUUUUUUUAUAUAAUUUGUAUAAAAGCAUUGAAGCAAGGACUCGCCAAAUUUAUUGCACUUUAUCUUGUGACUUUUAACAGUUGCUGUGAAAUGAUAAUUUAUCACAUUUAAAAUUGUUCUCUAAUUGUAUGAAGUCAUGUUCAUUUGCAUUUUUUGUUAUCCCUAAAAAUAUAGGUUAUGUUGAGUUGUCACCAGUUCACCUCAUUCAUGUUCUAUCAGUUUAUAAGAUCUGAUGAACUUGUACUUUCUUGACCCUUAACCACUUCUACAAAUAUGUGCCUAAGACAACUUUACAUUCAUCACUUCAUAACAUUAAUGAUGAAAGCUGGCUAGCCAGUAUUAUUUGUUCAUAAAGCUUCCAUUAAAAAUAGGGGAAUGAUUUACUUCUGUGCAUCAGUCUUGUAAUUAUUAUCAUCACCAUUUCUGUUUUCAUAUGAUGUGACAUCUCACAUGCUGGGAAGGGGACAGGUUAAUUAAGUGUAGAAAAGUAUUAUAAUCUUCAAAAGUUGUAUAAGCUUCCAAUCCAACCUGAAUUUGUUUCACCAUGUGAAGCAAAUAGUACAACUUUACAAAUGUUGACUAAGCUUUCCUCAUUGAUUGGUGAAGUGAGAUGGUUUUAACAGCAUCAAGCAUCAUCAACAUGAGCAUCUCAUUCACUUCCAUUUUGAAGUGUGGUUAAGUAAACAUCUUGUGGUACAUUAAUGGAAUGCUUAUUUUAGUAUAUAAUUUCCUUCAUUGUCGAAGGUGUUAUUUUUGUUGUUUAAGCUCAAUAACAGUUUGAUAUUUUUCAUUGUUUACAGUUUGAUGUUUUUGCUUUGUUUAAAAUAGCAUGGUUGAGGUAUCUUUUGGGUUCAUUGAACAAGUAUAAUUUGUUGCCGAGUAGGGAAGGGGUUAAUAAGAAUCAUUAAAUAAUCUGACCAUCAUUGAAGAUCAGUUGCACACAUGAAAGUCUUAAGGUCUUACCUACUUCCUUACUUCCAUUUGUUGUAACUGCAGAAUUAAUUACAAACUUUGUUUUAGAUGCUUCUGGCUACUCAGAUGUUACUUCCAUUGUUUCUCAUUUACAAAUAUGUUUUCAUAUCAGCAGUGGAUUGAUGUAUUUUAAGGUUUAUUAAAUUAUUGAGAUAUUUUCUACUGA